Molecule: messenger RNA, 2071 nt
Organism: Exophiala viscosa
Lineage: Eukaryota; Fungi; Ascomycota; Eurotiomycetes; Chaetothyriales; Herpotrichiellaceae
Product: phosphatidylinositol glycan, class S
Exons: 2
Coding region: 130-1863 (577 amino acids)
Biological process (GO): attachment of GPI anchor to protein
Cellular component (GO): GPI-anchor transamidase complex
Source: RefSeq, a predicted model, not a curated record
UGUUAUUCAACUGACCACCUAUUUCACCUGCACUUUUCCAUAUUCUACGAGGACUCACGUUGUCGCGCUUCACGGUCCAUUACCAGCCAGCGAUCGGGUCAUCAAAGUCCCCGAUGGACUUGUAACAGAAUGACUGCGGUGUCAGAAGAAUCUGCGGCCAUGGACGCCGCGCCGUCCACCCCUGCGCGCAGGGUCACGGUCGCAACCAAAGAACCUCCUCCGGAGAAACCUGAAGCAGUCAGCCUCAGAACAAAGAUUGUCCUGUCUUUCUGGGCGGUAAUACUACUGCUGGGUCUCCCAACAUGGUGGCAAACGACUUCAAUAUACAGAGCCAGUCUGCCUUUGCAGGACAUGCUCAACUGGGCAGAUGGGACGAACACACCCACCGCAAUCCCGCUGAAUAUUUGGAUCCAGUCUUCGGGUUUAUCCUGUCCAGAAGCGCAGACCCUCGUACGAGACACCCAACGAGCCCUCGACGAUCUAAAUGAAUACCCGACGUUGCAUCAGCGACUGCAUCUGGUAGAUGUGAAACCGAGCAACAACGAGGCUGGCCAUGGCAAAGAACAUUCAAAAGAGGGGUGUGGCGUAGAUCCAUUGAAGGCAGGCCUUGGGGAUCCUGCCCUGAAGAUAACUCUCGAGUCAUCAGCGAAUGCUUUUGUCUUCGACUUGGACACAAUCGCAGCGUCGGCCGCUGUACGUGUGCCAGCCAUUUCAGGAAACAACGGCGCCAAACAGCUUGCGGGGACGCUGCACGAUCUUUUCAGGCACGAGCAAAUCGCAGCAGCUCUUCAAACUGUUUUCCUCGCAGGCAAUAGCAAUAACGCCCAAGCCUUCCUCAGGUCGCAACCCUACGACCUUGUCGAUAGUAUCGAAAAGCAGAUCAGUCGUGCCUACAAGUCGGCGCCGGAAUUCCACCUGACCUUUUCUCUCUUGACAGCGAGCGGGGCUCCAUCCAGUUGGGACAUUCAAGAGACGUUAAACGAUAACAUCAAACCAUUGAUCCAAGCGUUGUCGAGUACCGCCAAGAUCGAUAUCACAACACAAGUUCAGCUUUACUCAGCAUACUCCCCAGCAGUCCACCCAUUGGUUCAGGAAGGACGGGAGGGCAUGUUGUUGCAACAGAACGAUCUGACGGCCUUUGUCAACGCGGCAGAGUGGCCUCUUGCACCUUCUAUCGGAGAUGGCCCUACCGUGAACUUCGUUCUUUACGUACCGACUGUCGACCAGAUUCCGCUGAGGAUUGCAGACAACGACGAGACUUCAUGGCUGAUUCCGCAAUGGGGUGGCAUCCAUAUCUUCAACCCUCCACUGCUUUCCGAGGCCGUGUCCGAUAUCUCGACUCUGCCAGCGCACCUGUCCAAGAACAUGCUUCAACAACCAUUUCAAACGUUCGCUUCGCAGUUACUUUCCUUACUGGGCGUGCUACAAUCAGAGUCAUCUGGGAGGACCCUACCACUCCAACUUCGUCUUGAUGCAUACAAACGCUUCUCUGCACUCACGCUGUAUCUCAAAGCCGCAUCGAGCUUAGGUUCCUUGUCGCGCUUGGCCCAACAUCUCAGCAACAUUCCUAUCCCCAGGCACGUGGCUCAAUUAGUCGACGACUCUAUCGGCAACUUGACCGCUUGCAGCCACGCUUUUCAGGAAAGCAGGUGGGAUUCUGCUCUUGCUCAUGCCAAAACUGCCUAUGCCGACAGUGAAAAGGCCUUCUUCGAUAAGUCCAUGGUUGGCCAGGUUUACUUUCCCGAUGAACACAAGGUUGCUGUAUACCUACCUCUGCUCGGCCCAAUCGGUGUGCCUCUCCUUGUCGGUCUCCUCAAAGAGAUCAAGAGAUUUAUCUCCAAGAAAAAAGCUUUUGCACAGUGAGGCUAAAAUUCACGACAAGCACAUUUCUCAUCGGAUUACACAUCCAGUGUCACACAUCAAUCACUACACAGCUUCCAUUUACAGCUAUCGUUCAACAACUGGGAUGCUGUCUAUCUGUGCAUUUGGUCUACGCAAGUGACCUUGUCGAGCUGCUUAUUUAGGCAGCUCGAUAUGGUAUUCGUCCACUUUAAAGUGGGGGAUAUCAGGA